Talaromyces proteolyticus is the source of this 1545-nucleotide messenger RNA. Its product is annotated as putative beta-1,4-mannosyltransferase. The transcript is spliced from 2 exons. The record is from RefSeq and is a predicted model, not a curated record. Bases 133 to 1527 code for a protein of 464 amino acids. NCBI's taxonomy places the organism in Eukaryota, Fungi, Ascomycota, Eurotiomycetes, Eurotiales, Trichocomaceae. Gene Ontology annotation, molecular function: mannosyltransferase activity. Gene Ontology annotation, cellular component: endoplasmic reticulum.
AUCUGAUUUCGCUCUUCUCACCACGAACAGCUGGAGUCGAUAUCACAGACACCAAUUGCCAAUUCCCAUGGCUGACCCUUUUGGCGCUAUUAUAAUGUUAUGAGACCUUGAAUACCAUAGCGCAUCGCGACCAUGAUCGAGACCGCUAUCAGCGUUGCCUUCUGGGCGUCAAGCUUGCUGACUGUGGUUAUUCUCCUCCUUCCCUCUCAGUACACUCCACAAGCCAAGCAGAAAGAUGGGCAGGACAAGGAGAAAGUCCGGAUACAGAUCCUUGUCCUAGGAGAUAUUGGCCGCAGUCCGCGAAUGCAGUACCAUGCCAUGAGCAUUGCUCAUCGUGGAGGCCACGUCGAUGUUAUUGGGUACCACGAAUCCGACCCUCAUCCUGACAUAAUCUCCAACCCAGCUAUUUCCAUCGUCCCGCUUCCUCCGCAUCCCGCCUUUCUUCAAACAAGCAACAAGCUGCUUUUCCUCCUCUUCGCGCCGCUCAAAGUUCUCUUCCAAAUCGCAUCGCUUUGGAUCUGUCUUGCAUACCGCACGAAACCAGCAAAAUGGAUGCUCAUCCAAAACCCCCCUUCCAUUCCGACUCUAGCAUUAGCGUCUGUUGUAUGCUUCCUCCGCCAGACAAGACUUGUCAUUGACUGGCAUAAUUUUGGCUAUUCAAUUCUCGCGCUGAAACUCGGGGAUCGACAUCCACUCGUCAGGUUAUCGCAGUGGUACGAGAAAGCCUUCUGCGGCACAGCAACUGCGCAUUUGUGUGUGACCAGCGCUAUGGCUCGGGUCUUGAAAGAAGACUUUGGGAUUACUCAAGCCCCCAUCCUGCCGCUACACGAUAGACCGGCGAGUCAUUUCAAACCUAUACUAGAUGAUGGGGAGAGGAUAAAAUUUAUAAAGUCUCUGCCAGAAGCCGCUGCAGUGAAGGCUGAAUUGGAGGCCGGGGAUGUUCGGGUGCUUGUCAGUUCAACAUCUUGGACGGCUGAUGAAGACUUCUCAGUCCUGAUCGAAGCUCUUUGUCGAUACUCUGAAACCGCAACCACCAAGAAAACCGCCCUGCCUAAAGUGUUGGCAAUCAUCACGGGCAAGGGACCGCAAAAGGAGAUGUAUCUCAACGAAAUAUCGGCCCGUAACAAAGCCGGAAGACUGAAAAAUGUCACUAUACAAACAGCCUGGCUUAGCACCCUGGAUUACGCGAAGCUUCUGGGCUGCGCGUCACUUGGUGUCAGCUUACACACUAGCAGUAGCGGUGUAGAUCUCCCUAUGAAAGUUGUGGACAUGUUUGGAGCUGGCCUCCCCGUUGUUGGAUGGAGUCGGUUCGAGGCCUGGCCAGAACUCGUGACUGAGGGUGUUAAUGGGCGUGGCUUUGGUAAUGCUGAGCAGCUUGCUGAGCAUCUCACUGAUUUAUUCAGUAAUCCAGAUAAGUUGCAAAUCCUGACAGAGGGCGCUCGAAAGGAGAGCUUGCGUCGGUGGGAUCAGGAGUGGGAUCCUAUUGCAGGGAAACUAUUUGGAUUGAUGGAUGCUAGUGAGCAGUAAUAGACACUUCUUCUAUAG